This is a messenger RNA of Neltuma alba, 2113 nucleotides long. RefSeq names its product dof zinc finger protein DOF4.4-like. Bases 958 to 1737 code for a protein of 259 amino acids. Lineage: Eukaryota; Viridiplantae; Streptophyta; Magnoliopsida; Fabales; Fabaceae. The transcript is spliced from 4 exons. The record is from RefSeq and is a predicted model, not a curated record. Gene Ontology annotation, biological process: regulation of DNA-templated transcription. Gene Ontology annotation, molecular function: DNA-binding transcription factor activity; DNA binding.
AUGGAGCACUGAAGAAACUGUAGUGAAAUUGACGGAAUAAAAGGGAGGGAGAGGGGGAGAGAGAGAGAGAGACAGAAAAUAGAAUUGUCCAUUUCAUUCACCAUCACCGCCUUCUACUGUGUCGCCUCCGCUCAGGCCUCAGGGUGGUCCUUCAUCUACAGAAGCCCUUUCUUCUUUUACUAUUACUUCUGGUUUUCUUCUCUCACCGUCUCUCUGAUGGAGAUAUAUCGCCUCUGAACUUUCAGGUGCCGAUUCUGCCGUGCCGUCGUCUGCCUGCUUUUUCGUACCUGAAAUCCUGACCAGUUGCAGUUCUUCAUGAUAAUACCUGCGACAUCACUGACCCUUCAACCCAGUCCUUCCUGUACGUUUAUCCACGUCCCACCCCAACCCUCCAUCAUCGCUCCCAAAUUUUUGAGGAUGGCAGGCUUACAAGUUUCGCCCACCAUCUCCUUCUAGCUAGCUCCACCACCUCUUAACCCCGCUUCAGAGAAAUCCGUAAAUAUUUCGGACAGGUGAUUGGAUCUCUCUUUUCUCUUUCCCUUUCGUAUGAAUGCUUGUAUACACGUCAAGCCACGAUUUGUGAACAUAUUCUCUGAUUUCUCUCUCUCUCACACACACACACUCUCUUUUUCCUGUUUUAAUAAUUUGAGAGAAGUUGGUUUUGUCGAUUGUAGGUUGGUGGGAAAAGCUGGACAAGGUAAUGAUCGCCCGUGGUUUUGGCUUUAAUAUGGAUAUGGAUUCUCUUAGACAUUACACAGACACGUAGAGCUUCUUGCACAGCACUUUUAACUCAGAUACACCCUGCAUGCGCGUUCCAGCCACAGACCACGCCCCAGUCGUUUUCUCCCUAUAUAAUUACAGAACCAGCCAUCCCUACAAGAAACAUACAUUCACAUUACAUAUUAUUCUCUUCAGGCUUCACUCCUAAGCAAAACAGGCAAGAAAGGAGGAGGAGAAAUGAACGGCAAGCCUCAGCCUCAGCCUCAGCAACCCCAGAAGUGCCCUCGGUGUGAUUCUCUCAACACCAAGUUCUGCUACUACAACAACUAUAGCCUCUCGCAGCCUCGUUAUUUUUGCAAGGCAUGUCGAAGGUACUGGACCCAAGGCGGAACCUUGAGGAACGUCCGCGUCGGCGGUGGCUGUCGCAAGCCCAAGCGAAGCAAAGGCUCGGCUUCUUCUUCGUCUUCCACCGACACUAGUUCUGCCCCGUCGUUGUCGCAACCACCGCGAGAGGCGGAGGUAAUGAAGGACCCUUCCGCCGCGAGUCCUGCUUCUGUGGCUACUACCGCGGCGGUUCCAUCAAUCGGCCCCUUUUAUCAAGACGGUGCCUGUGGUGAUGGUGGGUAUUUGUCGUCUCUGGCAGCGAUUCAAUCCUUGAAUCCAUCACAGCCGUUCAAUCAGAUGGGUCCUUGUCCUAAUUUGAGUCUACUUUCUGGGUUCGGUGCUCCUUCUCUGGACUCGUCAAUCCGUCCGCCGCUACCAUUUUAUCAGAUGGGUGUUAUCAGACACAAGGAGGAAGAGAGACUGUAUGAAGCAGACCAAGUUUUGAUUCAAUCAACUACGGCCAAUAGCGGUUCUGCUUCGACUCACCAUGAUUGGACUGAAAGCUUCAUCAAUAACAUCAACCAUAGGGGAUCUGAUGCCUCUCUGUGGAGCACUACCAUGAGUACCGCUUCCGCCAGUGGAAAUUCUCAGAAUCAUAAUGAUACUGUUGCAGGGUGCUUCUUUUCUGGUUGACUGGGAAUACGCUGCACAGCCUAUAAAAACCUGUCUGGCUUUGGUGAUUUUCUGGAUUCAACUUACUCAAAUUUUUUUGUACGAAGAAAACGGCAAUGUGGUUUGGUUGGAGAGUGAAAAGAAGGGGGUUAGAAUUGAUCAUGAAGAACGACAAUUAAGGGGAUUCAUACUAAAUGCAUGCACAAAAUGGAAGGUGAUGUGAUCUCCAGAGAAGAAAAAGUUGGAAAAGAUGUUUCCAUAGCGUGCAUGUGGGGUGGGGUGCAUCACUAGAUAUAUUGGCAAACGAAAAAGAAAGAACUGGUUCGUUUUGGUCUAUGUUAUGACGUGAUUCACAGUGCAUGUAUGUAUAAAUUAAUGUCAAUCUUUUGAGGGCUGA